UUCAAAUUUAUCAUCAUGGAUUAUGAAAUGUUUAUUGCUAAUUGUUUUGAUAUUUUAAAAACUAUUCAAGAGUCUUGUAAAACUUUUGAAUCUUUGUUAAACGAUUUUUGUAAAUUAGUUGAUGUAGAAAGCAAAUUGGAAAAACCAUGUGCUGCAGCGACAGAUUUGAUAAUUGAAGUUGAAGACCCUAAACAUGAGGUGUUUGAAGAAGAUAAGGACUAUAUUAACGAAUUAGAAACAUAUUUAAAACAUUUAAAUUUAUGCGAACCCUAUUAUGAGUACAUGGCGAAAAAAGAAAAAUCUGGGAAAAUGCUUAAAGUAACGCACAUUUGUACAAUUAAGGUAAAUGAAAAAAGUGUGGGUAGUUCUUUCCCAGUUGAUUGUAAUACGCUCAAUUAUGCACAAAAAGUCGCUGCAAAACACGCUUUAACUAUUUUAAAAAAGCAAUAUGGGGAAAGUGUUAUUUACCCAAUUACCAAUGAUAUUAAUACAAUGGCAUCUUGCGUUAAAUCGCUUUUAAAACGAGGUUAUGAAACUACUGGCGUUAUGGGUGAUCUCUUAGAACGUAUGUAUAGAGAGGAAUUUCAUGAAAACUUGCCUGAUAAUUGGGAUCAGCUUCUAGGAGUUUUUAGUUACUUCACAUUUGAUAAGAUAGCAGCUGCUAAUAAACUUGUUAUAUAUCUUAAUGAAACUGAGAAUAAUCAACAAAAUGGUCAUGAAUAUAAAAAUAAAGAUUUUGCAGAAGAACAAAACUUUGUUCCAGGUACUCCAUUAUUAUUUGAAGACUACACGGAAAAAUCUGUUCUCGUUUCUGCCAACUAUGGUUCAGCUAAUGUUUGGGUCCGUUUGGUUGGACAGAGUGCAGAUGAAAACUUUAUACAAAUGCAAGCAAAAUUCAAUGACACAAUGAACACAGCCGGGUUGAGUAUCCCUGAUCAAGUUAUUGAAGGUGAAUUUUAUGCUGUACUAUACAAUUCGUCUUGGCAUAGAGUACAAAUAUCUUCUGCUAAUAAUGAGGAUGGUACAGCUACAUGUUUUAUGAUAGACACUGGCGAGCAAUUGAACAUUGCCAAAGACCAGAUUUGUUACCUUGAACCAAUUUUUAUGAAACCUAAAACUCAGGCUAUUGAAUGUAUUUUAACUCAACUGGAUAAUUUUGGCACAUUUGAUGGCUUAAAAGAAUUAUUGGAUGAGAUGAUAUUGAAUAAAACAUUCUUCGUUGUACCAGAUUCAUUAGAAGAAGGAUGUGCAAGAGUCACUUUAUAUGAAAAAGGAAGAGUUAAUGUAAAUGACAUGAUCAUUCAAAGAUUUUUAGAAAAAACUUGUACAAAACUUCCAUUAUUUGAGGAUCAAGCAAUUGUGGAUGGAAAUGUAUCAUCAAUUGUCGAGUCUGGCCAUUUAUAUUUACAAUUAAACAUUGACAUUGUUACAUCACUUGAAGAAAUCUUGCCAAGCGAUGAAUUUUUAGACCCAGGAUUUUUUUUGAAGAGCAAAGAAGAUAUUAUAAAAGACAAAGUGUACAUAACUAAGUAUGAAGCUGAUAAUAUAUGGAGCCGUGUUCAAGUUCUUGAUAUAGUCAAUGACUCUGAAGCCAAGAUAAUUUAUAUAGACUAUGGCAAUAUUGCUCAGUGUGAAAUUACUAAAUUAGCUAGUUUAGAAUUGUAUGAUCCGUUGUUGGCCAAGAUUGCCCCUCAGGCUAUUAAAGUAUCAAUGAAUUUUUUACCUCCAAAUACUAUGACUCCAGAUAUUGCCAACAAGAUAUUUACGAUAAUUGGGAAUGAUACAGUUUUAGUGAAUACAGUUAAUGCACCUAAUGACGAUGUGCCAUGUGUUCAACUUUACAAAACCGAACCAGAUUCACCCAAUACACCAUACUGCAUUAACAUACCGUUAUAUCAAAGCUUAAAGAAACAAUGAAUUUCCACCUUCAUAAAGGAUAUUUGAUUAAUUGUUAUUAUUUAAACCUAAAUGUGUAGUUUGAUCUGAUGUUGUUACAUUAAUUUUAUACAAGUGUUAUUUUGAGAAAAUACUCAUAAUUUUUUAUUAUUUUUUAUUAUUUAAAGUGUAAUCAUAAUCAUACUUGUUAAGCAACAGUUGAGAAUUUACAACAAAAUGUAAUAUUUGUUUCAUUUGUAUGUACACUUACCAAUUAUUUAUAUCAAUUGCAUGUACUGGCUUCCAAUUAUGCAACUGUCUAACAAGAUAAAAAUAAUUUGUAUUAAGUUAAAAACAAUAUUAUAACUACUUUGAAUUUAAUUUUUUAUGAUUUUGUUUUUAAUAUUUUUUAGCAAUAAGACACAUUUAUAAUUAAAA
Molecule: messenger RNA, 2313 nt
Organism: Acyrthosiphon pisum (pea aphid)
Lineage: Eukaryota; Metazoa; Arthropoda; Insecta; Hemiptera; Aphididae
Exons: 12
Coding region: 16-1917 (633 amino acids)
Source: RefSeq, a predicted model, not a curated record